This is a messenger RNA of Rotaria sp. Silwood2, 471 nucleotides long. The record is from the annotation of a GenBank genome assembly. NCBI's taxonomy places the organism in Eukaryota, Metazoa, Rotifera, Eurotatoria, Philodinida, Philodinidae.
AUGACGGAAGACGUGACACCAACUUCAAUCAUUACAACUUCUAUUGAUCAACCACUAGGUGAUAUUGUUGAAAAUUGGACACCUCGUCUUCAUCCUCUUGCUAAUCCACAAUAUCACAUUCUUCAAGAAAGUGAUACUAUUCUCUAUAGUAUUAUAGUUAAUGAUAUUGCUGUUGGAUUUAUUGCUUUUCUAAGAGUCAAUCAAGAACAUGAUACAAUUGAACUAGGAAGUUUAAAUUUUAGUGCACAAUUAUCACGGACUCGUUCAGCUGCAGAAGCAAAUUAUUUAUUAUUACAAUAUGCAUUUUAUAUAUUAGGUUAUAGAAGAGUAGAAUGGAAAUUUAAUGCAUUGAACGCCAAAUCUCGACGAGCAGCAUUACGAUUAGGUUUUCAAUAUGAAGGUACAUGGAUCAAAUCAGCCGUAAUUAAAGGUCGUUCAAGAGAUAAUGUAUGGUUAAAGUAUUGUCGAUGA